This is a messenger RNA of Cuscuta campestris, 2068 nucleotides long. The record is from the annotation of a GenBank genome assembly. Lineage: Eukaryota; Viridiplantae; Streptophyta; Magnoliopsida; Solanales; Convolvulaceae.
CCACACCACCCCACCGGAAGGAUCCGCCGCCGAAAAAUUCCAUCCAAUUGAUGACGAUGGGUUCCAUAUCUUACUGUGGACGGAAUCGAUUGGGGGGAUUAGGGCUGCGUUUGCCGUCGCAAUGGGGAUGGGAUCGCCACGGCCACACAAACAUUAUCUCCGGUCCAAUGAAACCGAGGAAGAGCUUGUUGGCGCAGAUUACUCGUCCUUCGAGUCCCAAGGUCUAUGUCAAAUCAAUGUAGACAAUUGGGUUAAGGAUCAGAAGAAAAAGGCUCCGGCCGGCAACCUCAAGAGGAUCCUACUCAAACUUCGCAAGGAUGGGCGGUUCUAUCAUGCUCUACAGGUUUAUGAAUGGAUGAGAAAGAAAGGUGUAUAUAAAUUUUCGUCUAGUGACUAUGCUGUCCAGUUCAACUUGAUAUAUAAGGUGCGAGGAUGUUCUGCUUCGGAGCGCUAUGUCAGGAACUUGCCAAAACAAGCUAGAAAUUGCAAGACAUGUAGAGAAAUCCUUCAUUGUUCUGUGCAUGAAAACAUAGGUACAUGGAAGAGUCCUUUAUGGCAUCUUCAGAAGAUGAAAGAGUUGGGUUUUGCGUUGUCACCGCUCCUUUUCAAUGAAACCAUGCACAUUUGUGCUGAAAGUUACCAAAUUAACGAGAUCCCUUGGGUGAUGGCCGAGAUGAAGAGGAGCAAAGUUUUGCCUGAUAAUGAUAGUUACAGAAUGUGCAUUAGUUCAUUGGGGAUAAAAGGUGAUCUGGAUGGGGUGGAGAUAAUGCUGAGAGAGAUGGAGAGUCAACCCCACAUCGUCAUGGACUGGUGCACGUACGCCAUGGUAGCCGAGUUGUAUGAUAGAGAAUUUCUUCUAGAUAAGGCCACCGAUGCUCUUGAAAAGGCGAGGGUGAUUUUACAGAAGGAUAUUAGAAGAAAAAGACCCAAUUAUCUGCUAGAUUAUGGAGAUGUGAUAAAGUCGCUGGUGAAGCUUGGAGAGUUAGAUGAGGCUGUGAAGUUCAUGACUGAGUGGGAAGCAUCAGGUAAUUGGUGCAAUUUGGAUGGAAUUGGCAUCCCAUACACAAUUAUUGAAGAGUAUGUCAAAAAUGGUAAAUUACGAGAAGCAUUUAAUAAAAUUGAGGUGUGGGGUAGAAAAGGGAAGCCGGGCGUUGACAAACUUUCAAGCUUACUCUGCAAAGAAUAUCUUAAAGUGGGUAAUGUGAUCCAAGCAUUUAACUGCUUUUGGGUAACUGGUAACGAUUUUGAAGUUCACCUAGUGGUUCCGAUGUUGUUUUUCAAAUACCUAGAAGAAGAAUGUGGAUCAUUCUUUCCCCUGCGCUGCACUAGAUCAGUUCAACCUGCCACUGCAGGCGCCAUGUUCUUAGAAGUCAAUCCAACAACCCAUAUGGUGGAUUAUGAGAAUAUCAAGUCACUUGUGGAGUCGGGCAGGCUAAAUGAUGCCAGGAAGAUGGUGAUAGAGUGGGAAAGAUGUGACAAUCGGCGUACUAGUGCUGAUCAUCUGAACAUCCUUAAGUUGAUCAUUGAGGGAUACUGCAAAAAGUGUUUCUUUAUGGAAGCAGAGGCAAUAGCCGAAGCUUGGACAAGAGAAAAAAGGAGUCAGGUUGCAGAAAUAUGGUUUGUGCUGGCUUCGCAUUACCAGCUACAUGGUAAAAUGGUAAGAGGGUUUGAGUGCAUGAGGAGGUGUUUUGAUUUAACACCGGGGCUCAAUGGCAAUUAUAGGACGAUGUUUCGGACGUUUAUAAAUGUCAUUGAGUAUUCAAGAGGGUAUUACUGGAAUUCGUCUCGUCUUGUAUGUAGUCGAUAAUAUACUCUCUCUCUCUCUCGAUUGGUAUGUGUUUGUUUUUCUGUUUAGUUUUCAACCAUCAAAGAACAUGCAUGUGACUCGGAACAUAUAUAUGUUGUUACUAAACCUCCUAUUUUUUAUCUACUGGUUUCAGUCUUUGGACCAAAGAUUGAGUGGGUCUAUACUCCCUGCUCUCUAGUUCAUGCAUGGACAUUUGAAAAAUAACACUCUUUAUUUUCACUCUUUAUUUUCACAUCCUCUCAAAAAAAACUACAUUCGUUU